Messenger RNA from Anopheles darlingi, 1504 nucleotides. Its product is annotated as ovochymase-2-like. NCBI's taxonomy places the organism in Eukaryota, Metazoa, Arthropoda, Insecta, Diptera, Culicidae. The transcript has 7 exons. The record is from RefSeq and is a predicted model, not a curated record. Bases 71 to 1504 code for a protein of 477 amino acids. Gene Ontology annotation, molecular function: serine-type endopeptidase activity. Gene Ontology annotation, biological process: proteolysis.
GAACGGCAGUCGUUGUGAUGCUGUGGAACAGUCUCGUGGCAACAUCCAGUGAGCAUUGCAGGGCUUAAGCAUGGGGCUCUUUCCCACUCGAUUCCGCGGAGUAAUCUGUCUGCUUGCACUGACAACAAGUGUGCACGGAAUGUGGAUAUUUCCUGAUGCGUUGCAUCUGGAUUCGAGCGAUGUGCUAAACAAGAAUUGUGGAGAAUCACCGUACACAGACUGGCAUAAGCCAGAAGAUGCCAGGGAAUUCGAGAAUCCCUGGUUAGCAGUGUUUCGACACCCAGAAGAACAAGUACCAUUUUGUCAUGGAACGCUUAUUACCGAGCAGCAUGUGCUAACGACAGCCAUCUGUACAGAAGCAUUCACUAUCAACGAGACAAUCAUUGUCCUUGGUGAUUAUGAUCAAUCAGUAAACCCUGACUGUAAUUCUGCAGGAAUUUGCGCGUCAACAAUUGAAAGGGUAGUGAAGGAUGUCAUUAAGCAUCCAAAAUUUAUUGGCGAAUCAUACCAGUAUGAUAUUGCCAUAGUGUUGCUCCAGCGUCCAGUAAUCUAUAGAAACAAUAUCAAACCGAUAUGCAUACCGUUGAUCCCGAUCAUACCAUCGAGUGUCCAUCUGCCGAAAGUAUACAACGCACUAUGGACUGAUAGCAGCAGUCGACCGAAGCAAAUCAUGAUGGACUACAUCUCUCUAGAUCAGUGCCUGAACAAUCCAGAAGGUGUUCAUUUUAACACUAGCAAUGUAUUAAACAAGAAUUGUGGAGAAUCUUCGUACCCAUCUUGGGAGAAACCACCGGAUGUGCGUGUAAAUGAGCAUCCCUGGCUAGCAAUUUUCCGACACCCAGACGAACAAUUACCAUUCUGCCAUGGGACGCUAAUUACCGACAGGCAUGUACUUACGGCGGCCACCUGCACGGAAGGAAUAACGCUCAAUGAGACAAUUGUUGUACUUGGCGAAUAUGAUCAAUCAGUGAACACUGAAUGUGAUUCUGAAGGGAAUUGCGUUUCAAUUGUAGAGAGGGUGGUAAAAAAUAUUACGACACAUGCACAAUUCAAAGACGAAUCAUAUCAGUAUGACGUUGCAGUAGUGUUGCUCCAGCAGCCAGUGAGCUAUAGAAACAAUAUCAAACCAGUAUGCUUACCAUUGAUUCCGAUCAGUGAAACACGGAUCCACAAUGUUCUCUGGACUGAGGAUAGCCUUCGACCGAAGCAAAUUAUGAUGGACUUUUCACUGCCAUCCCAUGAGUGUAGCAAGCCCCAGAAUAAUUUGAUGGUGGACGAGCACCUAUUUUGCGCGAAAAUCCAGAAUCCUGACAUGGAUCGUAUCAACGAAGGCGGAGUCGGAUCACCACUGCUUGUACAAUAUCAAGAGCGAUAUUUUCAGUUAGGAAUAUUGCUCUUCGGAUUGUCCGAUGACGAUUACAAAAUAUCGCAUGUAUAUUUGAACGUUACUUCUCACAUUGCUUGGAUCGAGCAAACGGUUGUUCUGGGCAUAAAGUCUCAAUAA